Messenger RNA from Rosa rugosa (rugosa rose), 1227 nucleotides. RefSeq names its product peroxidase 63-like. The record is from RefSeq and is a predicted model, not a curated record. Lineage: Eukaryota; Viridiplantae; Streptophyta; Magnoliopsida; Rosales; Rosaceae. Bases 85 to 1062 code for a protein of 325 amino acids. Gene Ontology annotation, molecular function: peroxidase activity; heme binding. The transcript has a single exon. Gene Ontology annotation, biological process: response to oxidative stress; hydrogen peroxide catabolic process.
ACUCACUCUCUUCCACACCACUCUAAAACAAAGCUUCCAACUCUUUCAGCUCAGAAAAACCAAAAACCUCCACACAGCUCAGCCAUGGCCGUGUUGGUGUUCCUCAUUUUCUUCCUCACGCUCCUAUCCACCUCCCUCCCCGCCGAAUCCAGACUCUACACUAACUUCUACGACAAGUCGUGCCCGAGAUUCACCCAGAUUGUCCAGGACAUUGUCACCAACAAGCAGAUCUCCACCCCCACCACGGCCGCCGGAACCCUCCGCCUCUUCUUCCACGACUGCAUCCACAACGGCUGCGACGCCUCCAUCCUGGUCUCCUCCACCCCCUUCAACAAAGCCGAGCGCGACGCCGACAUCAACCUCUCCCUCCCCGGCGACGGCUUCGACGUCGUAGUCCGCGCCAAGACCGCCCUCGAGCUCGCCUGCCCCAACACCGUCUCCUGCGCCGACAUCCUCGCCGUCGCCACCCGCGACCUCGUCACCAUGAUGGGCGGCCCUUACUACAACGUCCCCCUCGGCCGCCGCGACGGCAAGUCCUCCCGCGCCGCCGCCGUCGAGGGCACCCUGCCCCGACCCGCCAUGCCCGUCUCCCAGCUCAUCCGGGUCUUCGGAUCCAGAGGCUUCUCGGUUCAGGAAAUGGUCGCCCUCAGCGGGGCCCACACCAUCGGAUUCUCCCACUGUACGGAGUUCACCUCCGCGAUCUACAACUACAGCCGGGAGUCGCAGUCCGACCCGGAGUACAACCCGAGAUACGCGGCCGGGUUGCGGAAUGCAUGCGCCGAUGUCCAGAAGAACCCGACUUUGUCGGUGUUUAACGACGUUAUGACGCCGAACAAGUUCGACAAUGCGUAUUUCCAGAACCUUCCGAAAGGAUUGGGGCUGUUGAAGUCGGAUCAUGCUCUGUUUAACGACCCGAGAACGAGGCCGUUUGUGGAGCUUUAUGCCAAGGAUCAGAACAGCUUCUUCUACGCGUUUGCGAGAGCCAUGGAGAAGUUGAGUGUGUAUGGGAUUCAGACUGGGAGGAAAGGAGAGAUUAGGCACAGAUGCGAUGAGUUUAAUUAAAUUAAAGGAAAGAACUUUGGUUAGUUACAUUGUUGGUUUUGAAAGUUGUUGAAUUGAGUAUGGUAAAUUGAGCUCUGUAUACAUGUUUUUGUAUUAUUAAGCUGAUCAUAAUUUGUACGUUGAGCUUCAAAAUAUAUAUAUACAUAUAUAUUCAUUCUGUGAGUC